Spirodela intermedia is the source of this 7256-nucleotide messenger RNA. NCBI's taxonomy places the organism in Eukaryota, Viridiplantae, Streptophyta, Magnoliopsida, Alismatales, Araceae. The record is from the annotation of a GenBank genome assembly.
AUGCAUUCGCUGCGGAGGCGGUUGGCGAAUGGUGUCGUCUCUUGGACUCACUCCGCCGCUCGUCCGUCGCCUGCGUCCGUGUGUGGAGUCCGCUCGCUCACGUACUACAGGAGGGUGAAGCAGCCACUGGACGAUUCUGGCGGCACUCUCGCGUCUCCCUGGUCCGCCCUCCAGCGGCGAGGAGCGAAAGUCCUUGGCACAGAUGUGAGUAGAGAGAUGGAAACUCUUCUAGGUUGGAAAGAUGUUGACCUCCUCUUCUGCUUGUUGGUGUUUUAUGUAUUUUCCAUGUUCGGCCAAAUAGUUACGUAAGGUAAAUUUUUGAUGAUUGCCUUGUAGUACCCGAGCAUCAGAACCCAGUUUCAUUUUCUGCGAGUUCUAUACUUCCGCACGCCUGGGAUAUCAUCCAAAGUUCGAAGUAAUAUAUGAUGAUUAAGUGCUCUGCUGUUGCCAUCUUUUGUCUAAAUAAUUUUGAACAUCACUAGGACGUCGUUUACUUUCCAUAGGUUCGUGCUAAAAUCCUCAAAUUCCGAAGCAUUCUCAUGUGACGUUCCUGUCUGCCACUGAACUUCAAAUGUUGCCUUGGAUUUUCGUGCAUCCCUUAUUCUAUGAUAUUUUUCCAUUCAUAUUCGUAUGUGGCGACCAUUACUCAACAGCUCACGAUAUAAUCAUAAUUUGACUUUCUGUAGGUGCGUCUUGGAAAUAUCAUACAGAGGAAAGGUGUAAAGUCUCAAUGAUCAAUUUUAUUAUGAAAUUCGGACAGAACCCUUGGUUAAUGAUUUUUCGCAACUAACCAUUUGCCUCUGGAACGAAUGGGGUUUGCAAUAUUUUUUGAAGGGCGUAUAUUUCAGGUAAACACUUCAUUAAAAAAAAUUAACUGGCUUUUUAUUUAUAAAUUAUUCUACUUAUUUGUUCUUGUUCUGUUAGUAAGAGGUAGGUUGCUUUAUCAACCAAACCUUUCCAAGGUUACGUAGCCGCUACUCUGGCUUUUCAAUCAAUCACGUCCAAAAAUGAAACUUAAUCCCGUAUUCUAGUACCAAUCCGAAACGUCAUUGAAAGUCUGGUCUUGUGCAGAAUAUGGUCUCAUACUUGUACUCUGGUUGAUAUAGAUGUGUCAAAAAAUCUCAAGUGGUUACAGUGCAGAAGCUUUUUAUCAAAUAUCUGACUAAGAACCAGUUUCUAGGUACUGAAGGCACAACACACGCAGCAUGGAAGAGGUGGAGCCACCAUACAGGUUUCCUUGCAAACACUUCCAAUUCUUUUAUUGAGUGUUUAUCGUUCCAGCCAUUGAUCACUCUGCUCAGGAAACAUUUUGACAAAUUCGGGUGUUACAGUUUAGCACGUAGGACUAGAUUCAAGAUGUAACGUUGCCAUAACAACCUUUGAAGAUGAUGCAUAGUUACUUCGUAUAGCGAUUACUAGAUAUGCAUUUUCUCUAAUGUAUUAUCCCCAGAAAAGUAUAUAAAUGUCACUAGAUAUAUAUCAUCUCUAUAGUGUUAUUGUCUUUGUCCUGCAGUUUAAUUGCUUUUUGUGUUAGUAUCUUCACUGUUUGAUGAUUAUGCGUCUUGAUUUUCGUUCGUUAAUGUGUUUUAUUCAUUGAACUUCAUUUUUAGUCCGCUUGUUUGAUCACUAAUUUGCUCGCAGUAUCAAACUCACUUUUUUAACAGGUUGAACUUCGAGAUGUCGACACUGGAAACAAAGUAACAGAAAGAUUCCGCACAGAUGAGGCUAUUGAGAGUAUGCAUAUGAGCCAUCAGAACUUUUUUUACGAAUUGUUAUCCUCUGCUAAAAACUAAAUAACUGCGUGAAAUGACCAACUAGCAUCCGUGGUGACUAAUUACGAUUUAGUCUCUUUCUGGCCUAAUCAGAGAAACAGUUGGUGGAAACUAUUGCAUUUAUAAAAAAUACUUCUGCAUAAUGAUGUAGGCACUGGGGCACCAGAUCCGGUCAUGUUGGCUAUGGGAUUUACAAUAAGCUGAUACAUGAGGAUGGGGGCCUCCUAUAGCGUUAAACCCUAUCCUGUCCCAUGGAUCAUUGCGAUCCUUUAAAACUGGUGCAACUCUGAGAUGGGUCCACAGUGUGUUGGAUUGGCUGUUGGGCCACACCAGAUCAUUCGAUGUGGUUGAGGUGUCGUGAGAGGAUAGAACUAGCACGCCCAAUGUACUGUUCCCUCAGUCUGGUCCAACUUACGCAAUGUGAUCCAACGCAUUAGGUUGAAGACCUUUCCAAGUUAUUUGAACCUGAACUUUCCGAUGGGACAGUCCCUCUUCCCGACCAUGCUUGUCAGACUCGAAAUGGAUCAGUCUGAUCCAUGUCUGCUAAGUUUCAAAGCCCUAAAAUCCAACCAAAGGCCAAUAUGUAAUAAAUACUUUAGUUGCAUUUUCUUUUGGAAUAAAUACUUUGGUGGAGUUGUGUUGAUUAAAGUGAAUAAUGUUAUUUAUUGCUCAUUCAAAACAUCCUGGAGUACACUGUCAUUAAGAGAUGAGUAUUCCACUCUCUAAAAGUCUAAAUGGAGAUUUUUCAUCAAAGAGUACUCUUUGGUCUCACCUGACAUAACUGUCUACGAAAGCUGAUAGGACACCUGAUAUUUCAGUCGUUCGACAUUCUGACUUUGGCAAAACUUACCUAUCUAUAAUCAUUUUGAUGCAUUAUCAUUCUAAAGCAAGAAUGCACAUCUUGUCUGUUUCAUGUUUGGAUUUAUUUUUAAAGAGGAAAUUGCACAGAAAUGUGGAGAUUUCUAAUUAAUAGAACCACUCACUCUUUCAUUAUGGUUCAGAAGUCUUUGUUGAAGAGAAGUCUUUCACAUUUUUGUACCAAGAAGGUGACUCUGUGAUGAUUAUGGAGUGAGUUUUCUGGUGUACUUUAUUAAUCUUCCCUUUCAUAAGUUAUUUUUGUCAUUGCAUAGAUCGUAAAUAAUUUCUUUCUUAAGCUAAGCUUUAUCUCUAAUUUCACAGACCUAACACGUAUGAGCAGCUGGAACUGCCAAAGGAUUUCUUUGGAAAGAAUGUUGCCUAUCUGAAAGGUAACUUACCUAAUAUCUUCGCAGUUCAUGAAUCCGUUAGCACUUUAUAUUCACCUUUUGGCAUUACCUGUGGGAUAUACGUGCACAUGCUGUUGAUGGUUACCUCCUGUCUUUUAGAGAAACUUGGGUUGAUGUCAGGUUGGUAAGUAAUAUUAUUCUUAUUUUGGCGGUCCAUGAAUAAUAGCGCACUGCAUGGGCUUUUGUCAAUAUCAAUGCCAUAUGUGCUAAUGAUUUAAUCAUAUUUUCAGAGGAACUUGUUUUGAUGUCAAGUUUAUAAGUAAUCAGUUUUCUGGUCGACUUUUUGGGAACUAUACAGGAUUCUAGUGGACGUCAGAUUGAUGAUAUAAUGUUGUAGGACAUCACUUCAAGAAACGAGAAAGGCGAAGCUUUUUGGACCCAGGUGACCCGAAAACGUACAAACGUGGACCAAAAUGUUUGAAGGUCCAAAAUAACUUUGAACCAGUAUUCAAACAGUUCGACCCAAAAACACGUGGAUAAUGCGUCAGAUUUGUAGGGUAGUAGCUGUUCCUUUUCUAUUUUCUUUAAUCUUUUUUUGUUAAUUGGUUCGAGUUUUAAGCACGGUUAGAAUAGAUUUUGAUUUAUUUAAAGGCUUGAACGCUGUAAUUUCAGAGAUGACCAAUAAUACGAAUUUCUUUCUCGUUUUGAGAUUUCUAUGUGCUUGUGGAUUCAACGUUUUCUGAUCCUUGUAGAUUCAAGUAUCCUUUAAAAAUGAAUCCUUGUGGUUUAAAGGAUUGAGGAAAUUCGUGCAUUAUUGAUUCAAGGCUCGAUUGAUUGAUAAUUUAUUGAACAUAUAUGACUCGUGUUGACAAUAUUGGUGGCGAGAAAAUAGUUGAUAAUCUCGCUUUAACGUUACAGUUUGGUCUUGGAAUUUGAACUUUGAUAUAUUGUGAAGCAGAUAACAUGACAGUGACAGUGCAAUAUUUUGAUGGGAAGCCCAUGUCAGCAUCAGUUCCACAACGAGUGACAUGCAAAGUUGUUGAAGCACCACCUUAUUCCAAGGGGAUGACGGCCACUCCGCAGUAUGACUUACUAUACUUUCAAUUAUACGUUUAGACAUGGGUUCAUUAUUUUGUGUAAAAUUCAUUUCCGUGAUGAUACAAAUAUCCAAAUUUGUUAUCAUCUUAUCACAUUUCUGAAGACACUGGAUAUUAACCUUCUUCAUCUGUAUCAUUUCUGUUAUCAAUUUUCAUUUAACUUACCUUUGAACAGUAGAUCCUAGAGUUCUGAUCGAUAGCAUGUGUUGAUAUCAUCCAUGUAUUGUUGUUACUUGCCUUUUUAUGCAAUACAAUGCUUUUAUUUUUCUUUCUCAAAUCAUGCCCACUGAGUUAAUGGCAGAUUAAUAGAUGACUGGUAUGUUCUCGUAUUUUUUUAGAUGUGCAAAAUUGUCUCUCUAUGUUUGCGAAUUUGAAGCCAAAUGGCAUCUGCAUGUAUGAAAUAGAAGUAAGACAUGUAAUAGACUUUGUUCCAAUUAAUUUAUGCUGAUGUUGUCAUGCCCAUGAUAAUAAAAAGGUUUCUUAGACUAACAGAGCUGUCAUAGUCCUUUAGCUCAUGUAGAGUCUAUGGAUUCACCUAAAAUUUGGGCAACAAGUCUUCGUUCAUGCUCGAACUUUUCUUUCCUCAAAUAUGGUCACCUCUUAUGGGUUAUUGUUGUACAAGAACCUAAUAAGAAAAUAAAAAAACUAUGCGUAAAAUUAGUAAUGUCAACAUGAAGUGGUUCAAUAUUAUUUAAAAUUAAUGUCAAAUUCAUGGAAAAAUGUGUUGAAACAUUACUUCUCAUCUUGGCAAACAUUUUCUUGUUCUUUUAUUUUCCUGCUGAUAUGUAAUAUAAUGCCAUUUCGGUACAACGUUGUGAGAUUAUGUAAUAGCAUGCUGCUUGUCAUGCUGGUAGACUUUUAACUCUUGAAAAAGGUAUCCUGAGCUUGGUUGCUUGAUUGGGGUUUGAGUACUAUCACUUGUUUCGUCUUCAUUUUCCUAUUGCCUUUCCUUUUCCCUGGGAGAAGGGUUGUACUAAAAAUAUAAAAAAAUCCAAUUAGUUUGUCUUUAUUCAAGAGCUGGUCAUUUCUCUCCUAUACGUUAAUUAUUAACAAAUGAUGAUGAGUUGUGAGGUAGGCGUUUGUUGGAUCUUGAUAUCUUUGUGUUGAUUACUGUUUUUUUCUCUCCCUAUACUGCUUUUCAGUUUAAUGUGUUCAGCUUCUGUUGCUUGUAAUUUCUGGAUGUGUUUGGACUUACGAAUCGUUUUAUAGGUACAAAAGGGUCAUGGUGGACAAUGGACUUACCAUUCUCGUAAGUUGACUUACUGCCAGUCAUUUGAAAGCGCCUCUUCAUUGGACUGACCCUUAUAUUUGAGCCCAGUAUUUGCAAAUCUAACGGCUUCACUCUCACUUGGCAUGAUUGAUGAUGUGACUAUGUUCAAUCAUCCAUACACGUGAUCUUAAUCGCCAUCUCCCUGGCAUUAUGAUUUCCCUUUUAGAAGAGUAAAUGUAUAGAAGGGCUUGGGAAAAGUGGUGAAAGGACAUGAACUUUUCUUGGCCUAGCAUGGAGUGCCUUUGAAAAAUGGGAGGAAAAAAUCUGGAGACAAGACAGAAUACCUCAUCCUUCAAGAACAUCGUGGUGGAUUUUCAUUACAAUCCGGGCAAUAUCUCAUGUAUUUUCAAUUUUCAGUUUAACUUGACGAUGAUAUAUUAGGAGGGUUUUCGUGAUGUUAUGGUAUCGGUUUCUUUCGGCUAGAAGCAAACUCUGAUAAGCCAAUGUUUUUCAUUAAUUUUUCUCUCAAUCAUAUGCUUUUCAGGCGCCAUCUCACAUCACAACCGGUGAUGAAAUCAUCAUCAACACAACAGAUGACUCGUAUAUUACUAGGUACUACUUUCUAUCCUUGAAAUAUUUAUGCUCUCACGAACCUUUGAACCUAGAUUUUGAUUUAAAAGGAGAGUAUGAAAACUUGACUAGGAUGGAAGCCACAGAGGCGUCUUUCUCCAGAUGGUACCAAAUGUUUUUUAAUGGUCUCUCAUUUCAGAGCAUUGUUCGAAAUAUGUGACCAAAGUUUUCAUUGCAUGGAUUUUUGUGUAGUACUUAAUGCGCAUAUGAUUACAUCAGCAGCGUAUAAUUUCUACUUUUAGUGAAAUACUCUCUAGUUCCAUAAAAUUCUUAAAUUACUUUUAUUCAUAAAUUAAAAGACGUUAGAACUAGACAGGGAGAUGGUACUGAAAUUUGUGAACUCAAUAAAGUCCGAGGCAUUUCUGAUCUAAAUAUUUCUACUGAUCCCUAAAAGAGAUGUCAAUUCCUGGAAAUUUCUAUCCCUGGCACUUAACAUCGUUCUUUCGUUAUCUUUACCUACCCAACUUCUCAAUUUAUUUCCCCUUCUCUGCAUCAAAUGUUUUCUCUUUAAGGAAACUUACCGCAUCCAUCUCUGUUGUGGCAACACGUGCAUUAACAGAGAAAUUCCCAAAUGGAUAGUGAACGUAUUUAGGGCUGUGAAUUGAGGUUAAUGGGGUCACCCAGGAGCUUUUCUCAUGUAGCAUCGGAUUGACCUAACCGGCAGCCCACGGCCAUUCCUAAUGUUCAGAUUUUAUGGUCAUGACCAGUUUUCAAUGCACCUACUGCCCCAUCCACCACCACCAUCAUCAGGUACUUUGCAUGCAUCUUCAUUUAUUUAUUUUUGGCAUCUCAAUCUGUUUAAUGCCAGGAUUAAAAAUCAUUUCUCAUCUUUGGAAAUUUUCCAUAGCCAUAGAUCUCUUCAAUAAAUUAAUAAAUAAAUCGCAAGGUUAUGGCCAGAGGUGUAUUUAUUGCCAAGAACAUGAACCCUAAUUUAUCCGGUCAUGACUUUGCUCAACUUGUAUGAUAUGGAAAAAAAUGAUUGCAACAACUCAGAAUUAGUUCGUGAAUUUAUUUCUUUAUUUAUUUUUUAUGUCUUCAUUCAAUCAGCCCGAAUAACACUACUCUCAUCUUGUUUCAUGCGUUGACUAAUUACAGGGCUAAAGAAUGAGAGUCGAUCAAUCCCUCAGUGACAAGCUUACAGGACACGAGAUCAGGCGGCGGCAUGCGAUCCAGUUUGAUCCGCUGUGAGAAAUCUCUCCCUUCUUCUGAUCGAUUUAUUUCUGAAACAAACCAACCUAUCUGUUCCCUCGCGGAAUCAUGGGCAAGAUUAAUCACUGUUGAAGAAGGCAACUGUAAGUUAUGGCGGAGAUAUAACCGCCCGCUGUACUCUCGGAUCGCUUAG